This is a messenger RNA of Talaromyces marneffei, 1170 nucleotides long. RefSeq lists its product as uncharacterized. The transcript has a single exon. Lineage: Eukaryota; Fungi; Ascomycota; Eurotiomycetes; Eurotiales; Trichocomaceae. Gene Ontology annotation, cellular component: cytoplasm. Bases 1 to 1170 code for a protein of 389 amino acids. The record is from RefSeq and is a predicted model, not a curated record. Gene Ontology annotation, molecular function: protein binding. Gene Ontology annotation, biological process: regulation of translational initiation.
AUGCCGUUGAUUGAUUGGCAGAAUCGAAAGGUGGGGCUAUUCAUGGUGGGGUUGGUCGGCUUCGGAGCAAAUCCGAAGUCUACCUUAGGUAUUUUUGUCUCGCUGACUUCCACACCAGUUGACUGUGUCACCGCGGCAAUUUACCUGGGCAGACCAAAUCGCGACGAUGCGAUGUCUUCCGCCCUCGAACGUUUGCACCAGCAAGACCUUGCCGAAGAGAUCGAAGCGAUAAACGCAAUAUACGAGCCCGAUACGAUCGAAAUCAAUACAAUCAGUCAAGGCACGACUGCGGACAAUGGAGCACGAACUCUAGAUCUGGGAAAUACUACUUCUGAGACAUCUACUCUUACGACGACUAUACGAUUACGUAUUCCAGAACACCCCCAUUUGUCUUUUAUAGUCGGCUUCGACGAUGAGUAUCCAGAAACGCCUCCCCGGGUAACUGGGACAGCAUCGACUUCCUCACGUGGCGAAGGAAGUCUAGCUGUUGAUGUACUUCGGGGUAUUAUCAGCCGUGCACAUCAGCCGGGACAAGUCUGCCUUUUUGAAGUGAUCAGCGAGGCGAGCGAAAAGUUCUCUGAACUGAGCAUUGGUGGGACAGCAACAGACGCCGAAAAUGCAGCGAAAGAAAACCGAGAUGGAGAGGAUGAUGCUGCAGAUGAGCAUCUCGACAAAACUGCUGAAGAUUUCAUGACGCUUUCUUUACAAGACGCAUUCGGCAUCGACAGUCCCCCCGAAUGGGUUCUGUCCGAUGUCGUGACAGAAAAGAAAUCAGUCUUUGUCGGUCGCGCCGUACCUGUUACCAGUAGAGACCAAGCAAAAGCAUAUCUAGACUAUCUUCUCGCAACAGACAAGAAAGUUGCAAGUGCAACACACAACAUCAGCGCGUGGCGCAUUCGUGAGAAGAAAGGCGACGCCACAGAAAGAACGUUUCAGGACAGCGAUGAUGAUGGGGAAACGGCUGCGGGUGGACGUUUGCUACAUCUUAUGCAGUUAAUGGAUGUUUGGGAUGUGCUAGUGGUUGUUACGAGAUGGUAUGGGGGUGUUUUGUUGGGACCAGAUAGAUUCCGAAUCAUUAACAAUGUCGGAAAAGAUGCGCUUAUCAAGGCAGGGUAUCAAAAAGAGACAUCUAGUGCCAAGGACAAAGGCAAAAAGAAGGGCAAGAAGUGA